UACCCUCAAAAUGGCGUCGAUGACAGAACCUCUUCACUUGGAUAAAGACAUAAACAGAGCCAUUGAGCUCCUAGAUGCUCUGCAGAAGAGCAAUCAGGUCAACCCACAGAAGCUGGUUGCCCUCCAGCGUGUCCUGCAGAGUGAUUUCCUGAAUGCGGUGAGGGAAGUAUACGAAAGCGUGUACGACACGGUGGACGUGCAGGGAAACCCUGAAGUCCGGGCUAAUGCUACAGCCAAGGCAACAGUAGCAGCCUUUGCAGCCAGUGAGGGACACGCCCAUCCACGAGUUGUGGAGUUACCAAAGACUGAAGAGGGGCUUGGGUUCAAUGUGAUGGGUGGCAAAGAACAGAACUCCCCCAUCUAUAUCUCCCGUAUCAUCCCGCAUGGUGUUGCUGACCGACACCAGGGCCUGAAACGAGGGGAUCAGCUUAUCUCUGUCAACGGCGUGAGUGUUGAGGGUGAGCACCAUGAGAAGGCUGUCGAGCUGUUGAAGCAGGCGCAGGGGCAGGUGCGCCUUGUUGUCAGAUUCACUCCCAGGGUCCUUGACGAAAUGGAAGCUCGAUUUGAUAAGACACGCAGCUCAAAAAGACGCACUCCAUAGAUCUGUUAAUAAAUUACAUAUAUUAGGACCUUUUACAUCAACCAUCUUCAAUAUAUAAAAUUGCAGUUUUGAAUUUCAUAAGAUUUACAUAAUUAUGGUGUCAUGAGAUGCCCUGUACUUCACUUUUUUCCAAUAAGUGGAUUUAUUAUUAUGCUUUAAGUUAUAAAUUGUGGUUGAAGAAAGAUGGACUGUUCAUUGCAGUUGCAUAUAUGUCUUGUAGACAAUUGUCUUAUUAAUACAACAAUAGCAUUAGCAAUGUCAGAUUUUAUCCUUGCUAUAUUUCAAUGACUUUUGAUAUGUCUUUGGGUCAUAAUUCAUCCAACUUUGGAAUCAUCUUAAGAAAUAAAUACUUCAGAAUAAAUUUGUAGUUUAAUAUUUUUUUGUUCAAUUAAGUUGUUAUUCAUUCAAAAAGAAUUAGUAAAGUUCACAAACCAUUUUCUAUAGUAAAACAAUGGUAUUGGAAAUAUCCUUUUUUUCAUUAGAAAAGAUAAAAGACGGCUUUUGUCAAGAUGCUUAGAAGCGCAUACUAACGUCUGAUUUUGAUAAAACUUUGAGUGUAAAUUUGUUUAGUUGUAAAUAAUAUCACUGCAUGAAACAUUCCUUCACCUAUUCUGAAGCAGUGAAGCUUAACUGUAAAAUAUGUUUUAUCAUUAACACUGUAUAUAGUAACCUGUAUGGAAUGGUUGUGAAAUAUAUAUUCUUUAUGUGUACUGUAUGUUUACAUUUUGUAAUAGCCAUUUACCACUAGUUUUGUGUAUUUAUAUUAAUUAGCUCUUUGUACAUGUAUGUAUCAUCAGUAUAUAUAAUGAUAAACUGAUUUUUCUUGUAAAGGACUAGCUUCUUAUUAUAACCCAUCAUAACAAUAUUUAUUAAUCUCUGUACGUUUAAUACAAUGCUAAGUGCUCAGAUUCAUGCCUCCCCCAAUGGGAUUGCCAUACAGAUUCACAUUAACUAGAAUAAAGCGCUUGUCUCACCCAUUGUGUGGUCAUCACUGAGAAAUAAUAAAUGAUGGAAAUGAAA
Mya arenaria is the source of this 1621-nucleotide messenger RNA. Its product is annotated as protein lin-7 homolog C-like. NCBI's taxonomy places the organism in Eukaryota, Metazoa, Mollusca, Bivalvia, Myida, Myidae. The transcript has 2 exons. The record is from RefSeq and is a predicted model, not a curated record. Gene Ontology annotation, cellular component: synapse; cell-cell junction; basolateral plasma membrane. Gene Ontology annotation, molecular function: protein binding. Gene Ontology annotation, biological process: maintenance of epithelial cell apical/basal polarity; protein localization to basolateral plasma membrane; neurotransmitter secretion. Bases 11 to 601 code for a protein of 196 amino acids.